UAGUUGAUGACUGCGCUACCUCGUGACGCUAACAAACUCCAUAUGAACCUCUCCUGUCACAUAACCUCAAAAAUGUAUUUGACAGAUAGCUGGACUUGAAACCUCCCUCAAAAAGCCACAAAAACUCGAGACGUCAUCAUGGCAGAUGCCACCUGGAUCUCCAGUUCCCAUGACUGGACGCCGCGUCGUCUUCCACUGGAGGAGACAUUGGAGCAUCCUUUGAAACCCUCGAUCAUCUCCACUAUUGAAUCAGGUCGGCUGGGGCUCCGUCGAGGCACUUUACGCAGCACGAGCACCACGUCCUCCACAGGAACGCCGACCCCAACCCAUACCCCUUCCUCCCUGAUUGAUCCUCUCUCUAACCCGUCAACCCUCGAUGGCUCGGAUCCCCUCACUCAAUUCUCUAAGGAAGAACUUGAUCCUCUGUCCAAAAUGGCUGCUGACGAGUGGGACUACUCACCAAAUCUAGUGCCUCCAGGGAAGAAGCCCCGAGAUGCUCCCGAGGAUCACCUCCAGGAGCCCUGGUCUAUUUGGCGUUCUUCCAUCCUUGCCAAGUACACCACUUCGGAGAAGCUCACUAUCGUCACGUCAUUUCUCUCUGGAGGCGAGAAAGUCGUCAAAGUUCAGGCGAAUAUGCAACUGGACAAGAUAAAAACCCGUCUGGAGCAGCUGGACGACUUCGAGGAAGGCACAGUCCGUCAGAUGCUGGACCUGUCGCAGCAGGAGUAUGCCCUGAGGACUGAGCAGCUCAACAAUGAACUGGUGCAAGCCUGGCAUGCCGACCAGCGGGUGAAGGCACUGAAAAUAGCUAUUCAGUGUGCUAAGCUUCUAGUGGACACCUCCGCCAUGGCCUUCUACCCUAGUAAAUUCGUUCUCAUCACGGAUAUUCUCGACAUCUUUGGACAGCUCGUCUAUGAGAGGCUCAAGGUCAAGGCGGAUUAUUAUAAGCCCGGGAGUAAGGUUCCUACCAGUCUCCCUGAUAAUUUCACCCCGGACAUGGUGCCCGAAAACGCUAAGGAGACCUGUAGGAACUGGUUCUACAAGAUCGCCUCCAUCAGAGAGCUAGUCCCAAGACUAUACGUGGAGAUGGCCAUCAUAAAGUCUUACGGCUUCCUCACGACAAGCGAAUUCAACACAGCUCUAUUGAGAAUCACUCGUAUGAUAAGGGGAAUUGGAAAUCCUCUAAUUGCCGUUUAUGCUCGUUCCUACCUCUGCCGCGUGGGAAUGGCUCUUAAUCGAGACUCCGACUUCGUGAAGGAGAAUUUUUACGACUUCCUUCUGACGUACCACCAACUCUUCAGUCACUCAACGAAGAUGGAGCUCAGCCGCCAGAAUAUCUCUCUAUUUUCGUACUUGAACCUGUACACACCAGCUCUCGAUUGGAUUCUGCAGAUAAUGACCAGAUCGACGUGCUCAGAAAGCUUCCUGGGAGAGGUUCUUUCAAAAUGCAAGCAACAGGACAAUGGUGCCUUACUCCUGAACGCCGUUCUCGGCGCAUUCAAGCCUGCCUACGUCGCCACCAGGUGUACAGAAUUCGUGAAAUUAAUUUCCGACUGCAGUGACGAUGGCUAUCCCCAGUACAUCCUCUACAGAUCUCUCGGGGAAUGCCUAAUCCAGGAAUCCCCCUCCAAAUUAAACUGCCAGGAAGUUUAUGACGUUGUCUUCAGGUAUAUCAUUAACCUCACUGAUCCUGGAAAGUUCAUGCACUGCACCGAGGUCUGGAUUCAGUUUGUGGUGCAGCACUUUACGACGAAGGAGAUCAAUGACUACUUGGGAGAGAUCAUUUCUCACUUGGUUGCCAACCGAGAGUUUCAGCACUUCUAUCCCCAGCUUCAGGGAAUAGUCGACAGGAUUAUCUCGGGUUCGCAUGAGUUUGAGUCCCUGCUGACGAUGGAGAAUUUUCUCCCUCUGGUGGACCUCUUUCACAAGGAGUCCAUUAAGGUUGAGGUCUGCAAGAGCAUUAUCGAGAGGUUCACAAGUCAGAGUAAUGCUGGACCGAUAACAGAUCCCAUUAUCAUCAACGCCCUGAUGUUCAUCGCGAGGAUAAUGCACGAUUCAGUGUCUGCUUUGACGGUGGAUGACGAGAAGAGACAGAUUGGCAAUUUGAUAUGCCUUCUGGUGCAAAGGGUGGACUAUGGAAGGGACUUUGAGAAGCAGUUGAAUUUUUAUGCUGAAGCCAGAGCCGCCUUUCCUAAUCUCGAUUCUGUGCACGUACAGCUAGUGCAGUGUGUUAACAGACAGGCUGUUGAGACGAGGAGAAUCGUCAGGGGCCACCACACGAGGAGGACGUCGGCUUUCGUGAGGGCUUGUGCAGCUUUCUGCUUCAUCACCAUUCCUUCCUUGAGUCAGGUUCAGAUAAGACUACAAUUGUAUCUGCUCUCGGGACAAGUGGCAUUGCUAAAUCAGUGUCUGGGACAGGCGGACGCCUGCUUCAAGGCCGCUCUCAGCCUCGUCCCGGAGAUGGAGAAGGCUGUGGAUGUCGAUGGGAGGACCAAGAACUCUGAGCCUUAUCUUGUUUCUUAUCUAUCGAAUUUUUUGUCGACUCUUCUUGUCGUACCUGACAGCCCUGAACACGGAGUGCUGUACCUUAUGAGGGGACUGCUGAACGUCGUUCAAAGGUGCUUUGAGGAGCACAGUGGGAUGAAGCAGUUGGUGUAUCUGAGGGUCUUGGAUGUGCUGUCUGCAGUGACCCGGGAGAACUAUCCUUACCAUGUUGAUAAAGUGGAUUCUAAUGAUAAGUUGUAUGGGAGUGAUGAGAAGUUCAUCAAUGAGGUGAACAAGAUCUGUACGAAGGUGCUGGAGGAGCUACUGGAUCAUCUGAAAUAUCUAGGGGGAAAUGAUAUGCUUGAUAAACAGUCGAACUUCGCGAUGGAGGUGUUUGGGAGGUUUGUCAUGAGAGGUGAUCUACGACAUUCGGGGAUGGCAAACAUGGCGGUCAACUUGUGGAAUUUGUCGUUGAAACAUGGCUGUGUUGAUCCCAAAUUGAGGAUGCGAACUGUUGAGUAUAUGAAGAGGAAGAAGAGAUAUCUGGAGUUUGAACAUUUCGAGGAGAUCUUGAAGAGAAUGGGACAGUAAGAGGGACUGAGGUUGGAUUUGGAUCUUUGUAUAGAGAGGACGGAUCACUGGUGGGUGUGAGAGGUCAGGUGUAUAUCAUUAAUUAAGUACAAUGAAUCCGUCAGCGUUGAUUAAUGAAACUGAAUUGAUAACCUUAAUUAAAGACAAAACGGGAUUUCAUUAAUGUUCAAUUCGAGGUCAGGUUUGAACCCACAAUUUCCUGUGUGAGUAGGUAAAGACUCAACUCUGAUCAUUUUAUGGAGAGCUCAAAGAAAAUUAAUCACUAACGAAAA
Diachasmimorpha longicaudata is the source of this 3347-nucleotide messenger RNA. Its product is annotated as VPS35 endosomal protein-sorting factor-like. Lineage: Eukaryota; Metazoa; Arthropoda; Insecta; Hymenoptera; Braconidae. The record is from RefSeq and is a predicted model, not a curated record. Gene Ontology annotation, cellular component: endosome. Bases 139 to 3075 code for a protein of 978 amino acids. Gene Ontology annotation, biological process: endocytic recycling. The transcript is spliced from 4 exons.